Saitoella complicata NRRL Y-17804 is the source of this 1939-nucleotide messenger RNA. RefSeq names its product tRNA methyltransferase Trm5. The record is from RefSeq and is a predicted model, not a curated record. Gene Ontology annotation, biological process: tRNA N1-guanine methylation; mitochondrial tRNA methylation. The transcript is spliced from 2 exons. Bases 176 to 1603 code for a protein of 475 amino acids. Lineage: Eukaryota; Fungi; Ascomycota; Saitoellomycetes; Saitoellales; Saitoellaceae. Gene Ontology annotation, cellular component: mitochondrial matrix; cytoplasm.
CGUGAAAGGCGGGAUGCCAAAUUACAGCCAGCAUUCCAACGUGCUUAUAAAACCUGCUCUCCCACGGUGACAUGCACCCCCUGCAUCGACUUACAGCACCUCGCAGAAGUGAGACUCAAAAAUCGACGAAGAGUCCCCGGUACGAGUAACGUCGACACACACCCAUCGAUCUCGCAUGGACCCUCCCUCUCCCUCCACACCAGGAAUGUUGCUCCGUCCUCCAGUCUUCCGUGGCAUGAAGGUCCUGGAUCGGAGUGUCUUCAGAAAAGCCGUCGAUCUCGCCGCAUUGAAGGUCGACCCCAAGAACUUGGGGUUGAUACGGAAGGAGUGCGCACAGGAUUUACUGAGAGUACCGAGGAUUGCUCCGAUCGUGAAGCACGAUAAUGGGAAAGUCAUUCUACUCAAGCUCGGUGUCACACCCGAGGAUCUCUCGCCACUACAACAAAAGACGAAAGAGUUGAUCGCAAAGAACAACGCGGAAAUCAUCCCCUACAAGUUCGAGGUCGAUUACUCUUUCUGGACGGUAGACGAUAUCCUCUCUUCCAUCCUCCCCGAAUCACUCCUCGGCGAGACCCCUGGAGGCUACACAGCCGUCGGCCACAUCGCCCACCUCAACCUCCGCGAACAAUACCUCCCCUACAAAUACCUCAUCGGACAAGUCAUCCUCGACAAGAAUCCUACCCUGAGAACUGUGGUUAAUAAACUCGACGCGAUUGAUACCGUGUAUAGGAAUUUCAAGAUGGAGGUGUUGGCGGGGGAUGAUGAUUUUUGGGUUGAGCAGAGUGAGUCGGGCUGUCGAUUCCAAUUUGAUUUCUCGAAGGUGUAUUGGAAUACGAGGCUCCAUACCGAGCAUGACCGGCUUAUCUCGCUCUUUCAGCGGGGAGAGGCGGUGUGCGACGUCAUGGCCGGCGUCGGACCCUUCGCCGUCCCAGCCGGGAAGAACGGCGUAAUCGUCCUCGCGAACGAUCUGAACCCCGAUUCAUACAAAGCAAUGGUCAACAACAUCUCCCUCAACAAAAUCGCCUACACGAAAGCAUACAACAUGGACGGCCGAGCCUUCAUCCACCACGCCGCCGCCGAACUCGAGGAACUCGCGCAAGGCCCACCAAUAGAAAACCCGUUCAAGAAACGCUCGCGUACGAAACCGCGGCAACCAGUCGAAGUCGUAUCCAUCCCGCCCACAUUCCAGCAUUACGUCAUGAACCUCCCCGCCUCCGCCCUCGAAUUCCUCGAUGCGUUCAAGGGCGUAUACCACACCCGCCGCCACCUCUUCAAACCUCACACCACCGCCGAAUUACCGAUGAUUCAUGUCUACUGCUUCACGAAGGAGGAUCCACCUACGCAGGAUUUGUUGGGGAGGAUUAAGGAGGCGCUGGGGUGGGAGAUGAAGGAGGAGGAGGUGAGGAUGCAUUAUGUGAGGAAGGUUGCGCCGAUGAAGGAUAUGUAUUGUUGUUCGUUUAGGUUGCCUGCGGAGGUUGCGUUUGCGGCGAAGGAUGCGCAGUAUGUGGAUAUCGUUCCUCCGACGACUACGACGACUACGACGACUACGACGGAGCAGAGAACAGGCCUACGGGCGGAGAGUGCCAAGCGACCGAUAGUCUAGAAGAGCAAUGGAAGAAGUCUUUUCCUUCCACCCGAUCGACGGUGUUGGAGAGGCGACGGGUAGCCCCUGACUAGCGGACCCCGCGCGAGCCCCACAAGGACCCACGUAAGCUGUGAGCUGUGAACCGCCAACCACCAGGUCAGUUGCGUACAUGAUGAGACCUUCUGUGUUGCGUACAAUUGCCCGUCCGGCAUUUCCAAGGACUGUUUUGCGGAGCAAUGCCUCUCUCAGGCUCUUCUCCCGUUCCACCCCCGCUUUCAACGCAUACACCCCCGGCCCAGCCCUCAUGUUGUCAGAAGAUGAAGAAAUGAUGCGUGACGCCGUCGAGAAAUUCGC